Messenger RNA from Babesia bovis T2Bo, 452 nucleotides. RefSeq names its product putative integral membrane protein. Bases 41 to 442 code for a protein of 133 amino acids. NCBI's taxonomy places the organism in Eukaryota, Apicomplexa, Aconoidasida, Piroplasmida, Babesiidae. The transcript is spliced from 2 exons. The record is from RefSeq and is a predicted model, not a curated record.
GCCUGUUAAACUCCCAGAACUUCACCAAUAAUUUUUAGCCAUGCCUUUACGUAUUCCACGUGUGUUUUUCCGUGGUUUUUCGUCAGAAGCCAAGGACCAUUGGCAGCUGACUGACGAACAGCGUCCUACUGUAUCUGCUUUAGACCGUUAUAAACAGGUCCUUUCUGCUGAGCGACGUAAGUCUAUUCGUCGCGCUGACUUUUUAAAGUUUACUGGCGGCCGCCGUCCGUUGAUAUCUUCUCAUUUGAAGGCCAACUUACUAGCCUCUGGAAUCUUCGUUUGGUGUGUCUUUGCUUGUUACAUGACAUAUCGUAUUAUGCGUCCUGAGGACUACGCUUGGGUUGACGCUGAACGCACUCGUAUAGCUGCUGCUAAGGAGAAGAUGCAGCGUAUAAUUGAAUACGAGAAGCAGUUGGAAUCAUCGCAAUCCGGUUCAGGUUAAUUCCAGCUUU